Molecule: messenger RNA, 1273 nt
Organism: Ostrinia furnacalis (Asian corn borer)
Lineage: Eukaryota; Metazoa; Arthropoda; Insecta; Lepidoptera; Crambidae
Exons: 5
Coding region: 70-1095 (341 amino acids)
Source: RefSeq, a predicted model, not a curated record
ACGCCAGGUAAAGAGAAAAAAUGGAAAGCCAUUUGACAAAGUUCACAAACUGAAAUUUGUUGUUAAAAUAUGUCAUACUCGAAGAAUAACCACAAAUCAUCCGAUAGAACUAGAACAGAUACGCAGGCCACCGAAAGAAAUGAGGACGAAGGGGAAGUUAUAACUUGUAAUCCAACAGAAAGCUGCACUUAUGCCGUGACAGUAUCAAAGAAACCAUCGUCUUCUGGCGAAGUAGCCAACUGUUGGACCUCGUUGUGUUCCGGGCAAAAGUCAUUCAUCAGUAUACAUUCAACCGAUCAGCUGUGUCAAGUGGCAGAUGUAGAAAACCCUUCGAACCUUGAGGACUGUAAUGUUGAAGUCCUUAGCCUCAACGAGGUCUUCCCAUCGACUUCAGAGGAGAGUUUGUCUAACGAGGACGAUUCCCCGGUGCAAAGGAAGCAAAAAAACAAAAACAGAAUUCAAAAGAGUCAGUCGGAAAAUGCCGCGAAAUCUGGCUACGUACCCACGAAUAGCAAGUCGUCGACAAUGUCUGGAAGGCAGAAAGACGCAGUGGAUGGACAGCCCUCUGUAUACUCUGACUACGAUAUCCCGAAAAAUACUAUGUACGUCGUCGGAAGUAACCCGGGCGAGCCGAAGAUGUCGUAUCAAGAUCCGCCGAAAAAAAUAUCUAAAACGAUGAAGAAGUUCCUACGCAACAUCGACAAGCACAAGAAUGAGCAGAAUAGCAAGAGCAGCGAGAAAGCGAUCAGCAAACUGACCACCAUGCGUGGCAUCCUCAAAGAUGGCCGCUGCGUGCCCGAGUGCACCGGCGACUCCGUACAGGGCGCAGAGGAAUAUGCCGCGGGUGUGUUACCCGAAGACCUUUCGCUGCCGUUCUCGAUGGAUUUCAGUCCUCAAACGAACUACUCGAAGCAGAAUCCUGACAAAAACGUGACGUUCAACACCCAAGUGGUCAUAAUUCACUUCAGCGGCGACCUAUGCGUAGGCCAGAGCGUCGAGACACUCAGCAAGGAGAAAGACCAGCAAGCGAGGAACUCCGAGCUAAGGAAAACAUUCCUCACCAAAUACAACGAGUUUUGGCCCACACAGAAAUAGCUUUAAUUGAUAAGUCUAGAUAUAAUUCCAUUUUGUCUUUAGUGAUAACGGUGAGCAAGUAAGUCAAGCUACGAAAAUUAAGUUAUUGGUAUGUUUUAUCUACAUAUACUUACCUCUUGUACCAUGUUAAAUUAUGGAAGUCUGUGUCUCGUUUUAUUUAUUUUAAUCUAACAAAUUG